Molecule: messenger RNA, 1033 nt
Organism: Clunio marinus
Lineage: Eukaryota; Metazoa; Arthropoda; Insecta; Diptera; Chironomidae
Source: the annotation of a GenBank genome assembly
CAGAUUACGGCCAAUAAUCAUGCUUUAAUUUCAUUAAUCAUCAAAGAAAACUGUUAUCGUUACAAUUAUAAUCGAAUUUUAUUAAAUAAAUUUUCCUGACACUUUUCCAAUUGAACAGAAAGAAGAAAUAAUCUUAUAAACCUUACGAGUGUGUCGACUUAGGUAGUGGAAAAUCCCUUGAUCUGAAUCAUUUGCUGUGUUAAGUGAAACAUAAAAAAAUUAUCCUUCCGAUACGGGCAAGUCUGUGAAGCAACUGACGUCGCGAGGACAUAAAUUAUUUAUACUUACCAACAGAUUCUUGCGUAGCUAAAAGUACUGAAAAUUCGAGAAAGAAGAUAAGACAAAUAUUUCCUUCUUUCUCUUUCCUUUAUUUGUCUCUCGUUUCUUAAAUGAAAAUGUAGAAUAGCAGAAGAAGAUAUGCCAUAAAUUUUCAUCGUUUUUGAAGCGUCUAGAUACUAACAUACCUUAAAAAGAAGAAAAAGGACAUAAAAAUAUUUUUCACUUCUCCCUUUUGAUCAAAAAAGAAAACAAAACUUAUAUUUAUUCAGUGUAUGUAUGUUGCUUUGGUGUUUAAGAAGCACACAUUGUGUUGCGUUAUGUGAUGUGAUGUGAAUAAAUUGUGAUAAAUGAAAUAAAAAGAAGAUAAUAGAGAAGAGUUAUUAAUAUGUGGCACUUAGUCUUGAUAAGAAAUCAUAAAAAUCGAUUAACAUUCGAUUGAUGCAGGGACAAUUCGAGAUUGAUGGAGUCUUCAUUGAAUCAGCUUGAAACAAAUGAUACAAAGUCAAGCUCGUCAUUGAACUCAUUACAAAUAAAGACUCAACCAUCUCCAUCCACUUCAAUAUCGUCACUAAGUGAACUAUCACCUUUAUCGUCAGAGAUUGUUGCUAACAGUCCAAGUGCGUCAUCAUCACAAUCAACGACAGAUUUAAACGAAGUAAAUUCAGCAGGUGAGUUAAAAAUAUCAUCAAAUCUUAAUCUGUUGCGAUUUUGUUGGUUGCGAAGCUCAGAAAUAAAGCUUUCAACAUUUACUUAA